GACGGUUCUGUAGAUAACACUGUAUUUCUUCAGUUUAUAAUACAUCGCGAUUUUUUCCCAACCUUCAAAUAAAGACUUUAAAAAAAAAAUUAAAAUGUUCGUGUAUAGUACGAUGGUGCUUUAUAAUUACGCGGUGAAGGAGUUUUCAACGAAAGUUCUUCUAGUAUUCAUCACGGUUCUGUUUGUGGUUCGCGGUCUACAAAAGUUGAAAGAGGCUUUUUCACUACCCCCAGGACCUUGGGGGCUUCCGAUUUUGGGAUCGCUUCCGUUUUUGAAGGGCGACCUUCACUUGCAUUACAGGGAUUUGACCCAGAAAUAUGGAUCGCUGAUUUCGACUAGGCUGGGAUCGCAGCUGAUCGUUGUUUUGAGUGACUAUAAAAUGAUUAGAGACACUUUUAGAAAAGAGGAUUUUACUGGUAGACCGCACACUGAGUUUACUAAUAUUUUGGGAGGCUAUGGUGUGAUAAACAUAGCUGGAAAACUCUGGAAAGACCAAAGGCGAUUCCUGCACGACGGCCUCCGCCAUUUUGGCAUGUCCUACUUGAGCUCACGUAAAACUCAAAUGGAAAACCGAAUCAUGUCUGAAGUCGAGGAUUUUCUCCACGUCUUGAAAGCCAGACAAGGAGAAUCGGUUGAUUUGAAUCCCGUAUUCGCCGUAUCAAUUUCUAAUGUUAUCUGUGAUGUUCUGAUGUCUGUGAGAUUUUCUCACGAUGACAGAAGGUUUACAAGAUUCAUGAAUUUAAUCGAUGAAGGAUUUAGACUGUUUGGAUCGAUGGAAGCUGCUAUUUUCAUACCUAUUUUGAGGUACUUGCCUGGACAUACGUCUACUAGACAGAAAAUUGCCACGAAUCGUGAAGAAAUGGCAAGAUUUCUGCAGGAAACGAUUGACGACCACAGGAAAUCCUUUGAUCCUAGUCAUAUGAGGGACCUUCUCGAUACUUAUCUUUACGAAAUUCAGAAAGCAGACGAAGAGGGUACUGGACAUCACUUGUUUGAAGGAAAGGAUCAUGAUCGCCAAAUGCAGCAAAUUAUGGGUGACUUAUUUUCCGCUGGUAUGGAAACUAUCAAAAGUUCACUACAAUGGGCUGUGCUCUUCAUGUUACAUAAUCCGGACAAGAUGUCGGCCGUUCAGGAAGAAUUAGACCAAGUGAUCGGUCGUCAACGGUUACCAAAACUAGAAGAUCUGACGUACCUACCAGUUACCGAAUCUACCAUAUACGAGGUGCUCAGGAUAUCCAGCAUUGUACCAAUGGGAACGACGCAUGCUCCGAUUAGAGACACAAAACUAAAUGGUUUCCAUCUCCCACAACACGCUCAAAUAGUCCCAUUACUCCACGCCGUGCACAUGGACCCCUCCCUAUGGGAGGAACCAGAAAAAUUCAACCCGUCGAGGUUCAUUAACGCCGAAGGCAAAGUCCACAAACCAGAAUACUUCCUCCCAUUCGGAGUAGGCAGGAGAAUGUGCCUAGGAGAAAUUUUAGCUAGGAUGGAGUUGUUCCUUUUCUUCUCCUCGCUUCUACAUUCCUUCGACAUCUCAGUUCCGGAAGGAGAAACACUUCCAAGCUUGAAAGGCAUCGCUGGUGUUACAAUCAGUCCUAAAGCCUUCAAAGUGAAGUUAACCGCAAGGCCGAUGGCUUGGGAAACUGAAGAAUCCAACAUCAGGCCGGCUGGUAGCCAUUAAAAUAAUUUAUUUCGUUCACCAUAUUAGUGUUCAUUAGGUAACUAUGAAAGAGUACAAAAAAAAUGUUUGGGUUCUACCAAGCAUGUUGGAGAUAUUUGUUGUUAUGUAAUGUACGAUUCUUCAGUAGAGAGCACGGUUAUAAUAGUUUCCUAUUACUGUUCAUACAGUAAAUUCUGUACCAUGUACCAGGCAGUGUACUUAUUAAAGACGAUCCUGGUCGAGAAGAAGAAUAAGAAGAGGAAGAAGGACAACAGAUCUCCGAUUUAGAUCGGCUGUGCAAAAGUGUUCAAUUAUCACAUAGUAUUAGGAAUGUUAACUAGUCAGCAUUGUCAAAGGGGUAUCUAAGUGCAUUAUUGCAUCUAAUUCUGCAUCUAGAUACUUCUGCAUUGUCAUCUCAUUUUAAAUCCACUCGGUGUAGAGUUACGUUUUUUUUACCAUUCUAACCAUUUUGUUUUGUUAUCAUUUUUAUUUGUAGUAAGUAUUGCUUACCAGAGGAAUUCAAUUGAAUUUUAUGGCGUCUCAUCGAACUUCAAUAUGUAUGAUUUACUUGUUUGAUUAGUUGAGGAUCUUUGAGACAAUGUAAUAUUUUCUUUGUUUAUGUAUAUUUGUUGGUUUGAAGAAUAGAUUACAAAAGAAUGUUACCCGUAAGUGGACGAGGCUUAUGUCUACAGAAGAUUUAAAUUAUUUAAUUAAAAAUUAUGUAAUAGAUCUCAUCCAUUCAUUACUGUUACCUAUUUUACAUAUUUAAAAAUGUUUUUAAACUUUUGGAUGUAUUUUUAUUUGACGAUUUUACCAAAAUAAAU
Psylliodes chrysocephalus is the source of this 2484-nucleotide messenger RNA. NCBI's taxonomy places the organism in Eukaryota, Metazoa, Arthropoda, Insecta, Coleoptera, Chrysomelidae. The record is from the annotation of a GenBank genome assembly.